Molecule: messenger RNA, 1351 nt
Organism: Limanda limanda (common dab)
Lineage: Eukaryota; Metazoa; Chordata; Actinopteri; Pleuronectiformes; Pleuronectidae
Gene: akr1a1b
Product: aldo-keto reductase family 1, member A1b (aldehyde reductase)
Exons: 9
Coding region: 137-1111 (324 amino acids)
Biological process (GO): aldehyde catabolic process
Cellular component (GO): cytosol
Molecular function (GO): aldose reductase (NADPH) activity
Source: RefSeq, a predicted model, not a curated record
AGGAAGUGUCAACAAAAAUGAGGUGGUGUUUUUGAACCCUCGAAGAAAAACACGACAGUCUCUGCACACCUGGAGGACCACAGACAGAGGGCCGCUGUUUUUAAACGCACAUCUUCAGACAGUGCUACUGAAAGGCAUGAAUGACUUUGCAGUUCUCAACACGGGGCGGAAGAUGCCCCUGCUCGGACUGGGAACAUGGAAGAGUGAGCCAGGAAAGGUAAAAAAAGCCGUUGUUUGGGCCUUGGAUUCUGGGUACCGCCACAUUGACUGUGCAGCCAUUUAUGGCAACGAGGCUGAGAUUGGAGAAGCCCUGCAGGAGACACUGGGCCCCAACAAGUCACUGAGGCGAGAAGAUGUGUUCAUCACAUCCAAGCUGUGGAACACCAAACAUCACCCGGAAGACGUGGAGCCGUCCCUGCUGAAGACCCUGAAGGACCUGAAGCUUGAGUACCUGGACCUCUACCUCAUCCACUGGCCCUACGCCUUCCAACGAGGAGAUGCUACUUUCCCCAGGAAAGAGGAUGGCACCAUGCUGUAUGACGACACAGACUUCAAGCUGACCUGGGCUGCCAUGGAGAAGCUGGUGGAGAAGGGUCUCGUCAGAUCCAUCGGCCUGUCCAACUUCAACAGUCGGCAGAUAGAUGAAAUCCUGUCUGUCGCCAGCAUCAAACCUACUGUCCUACAGGUAGAGGGCCACCCCUACCUGGCCCAGGUAGAGCUGCUGGCCCACUGUCGCGACCGAGGCCUGGUGAUGACGGCCUACAGCCCUCUGGGCUCCCCCGACCGGGCCUGGAAACAUCCAGAUGAACCCGUGGUGCUUCAGGAGCCUGUGUUCGCCACCCUCGCAGAGAAAUAUAAAAAGUCCCCAGCUCAGAUUAUUCUGAGGUGGCAGACACAGCGAGGAGUGGUAACAAUCCCCAAGAGUGUGACGGAGUCGCGCAUCAAAGAGAACAUUCAGGUGUUUGACUUUACCCUGGAACCAGAGGAAAUGAAAAGUAUUACAGCGCUGAACAAAGGCUGGCGCUACAUUGUGCCAAUGAUUGAAGUGGACGGAAAGCGAGUUCCUCGGGAUGCAGGACAUCCUCACUACCCUUUCAACGACCCCUACUGAUGACUCGCACUACAACCUAAACUCGUGCCUUCAACUACCCCCAUCAGCUCCACGCCUCAAAACACCACCCUCCCAAAUCACUAGUUACAUGUUCUGGAUCCUGGCUCCAGAAUUUGUCUUUCGUUCAUGUGAAUUGUUGCACGUUAUCAUUUCAAGUUAAUGUUGGUUAUGGAGACUGGAAAAUCUUGACUGUACACAUUAUGUAUGUGUUAUUUUUUAAAUAAACAUUUUGUUACUUCA